CGAGCGCAGUACAGAGUCGUAAUCAUAUACAGACGACUAACGUGACGACCGGCAUACUUAGAAUUCACAUUCUAUCUUCAACGUCUUGGUUUAUUAGUGUGUCUUGGGGAACUUUUUUUUUUCUUCACAAUUAAAAAUUGACUUCACAAAAUACUAUUUAUCAGAGUUCAAUUUUUUCUUACGCGCGAAUAUUGAGUGCCUGGAUAAGAGUGUAUUGAGUUUUUUGCACCAGAUCAUCGAAAAAAGCUUUGACAAUGAAGCGUCAAUCGUCGCAGGAUGGAUCAAAGUUGCAAGAAUCAAUGCAAUAUCAACGAGUUCAUCAUCAUCAAUAUCAUCACCAUAGUUCCCGACAUAUGGUGCACCAGGAAAUCAUCGGCCAGGAGAGAGAUCACAGUGAAGUUGUGAUGACUGCAUCGUCUCUACCAGUGUUUACUGGACACCCUGUUGGUCCUUCAGCGCCAGUUUUUGAAAAAAUUUUUCGCAAUUCGAAGUUUGUACAAGGUGGAAAUGUGAUAUUCGACGGAAAAGUCAGCGGGAAUCCUAAUCCAAUCGUUUCAUGGACACACAGAGGAGUUAAAAUUUUGCAAUCUCAGAAAAUAAAAAUGUCUUAUGAUGAACAAACUGGUACUGUUACACUUCAAAUAAAUCAAAUUGGGCCUGGUGAUGAAGGAGAAUAUACGUGCAGCGCGCGAAAUCAAUACGGUGAAGCAAUCUGCUCAGUCUUCAUCCAACCAGAAGGCUUUGGUGCACCAUUGAAACAGGACUUCAAAGAUUACCAACAGCGGUAUUCACAGACCACCAAUAACAGAUUCGAAAAUGAACUUUUAUCAAAAACGACUGCCCAUACAACGACAACGACUAAUAAUGGAGAAUUUAAGGUUGACUCAUUUGAGUACAGGCUACUAAGGGAAACUGAAUUCCGGCAAUCGAUCACCAAUCGCCAUGCUGAAGGAAGUGACUCCCGAACUUCGAGCAUGAAAAAUGAUCAAAAUUUAGGUGUUCUCCUCAUGCCACCUCGAAUCGGGCAGAAACCCAGAAAUUCAAAACUCAUGGAAGGCUCUGAAGCCGUCUUUACUGCCAAAAUUUAUGCAAACCCAACAGCUCAAAUAACAUGGUUCAAAGAUGGUCAAAAAGUUCAAGAAUCACAGCAGGUUGAGAUGAAUUAUUCGAAUCAACAAGCUACCCUUCGUAUAAGAGAGACGACCCAUGCAGACUCAGGUUUUUAUACACUACUAGCUGAAAAUCCUCAAGGUUGCACUGUCAGUUCUGCUUUUUUGGCAAUCGAAACCACUGACGUAGUUGAUAAUGUGCAGCCGAAUUACAGUCGAGAGGAUGUUAUAAAUAAUAUUGAAACGUCUGAAGGCCCUGAUGCUGGCAAAGCUUUGGCACCAAAUUUUAUUCACGUUUCAACGAACCGUGAAGUGAGAGAAGGGAAAAUGACGAGAUUUGACUGCCGGGUUACUGGCAGACCCUAUCCAGAAGUUACAUGGUUUCUCAAUGGGUUUCUGGUUUCAAAUGACGCUACUCAUAAAGUUCUUGUCAAUGAAAGUGGUAGCCAUUCGUUAAUGAUAACAAAUGUGACAAAGUCAGAUGGAGGUAUUUUGACCUGUCUCGCUAAAAACAAAGCAGGUGAAACUUCUUUUCAGUGUUCUAUCUAUGUUAUGGAACAAGAACAAGUUGUCGCACCAAAAUUUGUUGAACGCUUUACUACAAUGAACGUCAAGGAAGGAGAACCUGUUUGUUUCAAUGCAAGGGCUGUAGGUACACCAGUGCCCCGCAUAACUUGGCAAAAAGAUGGUGUUCCCAUUUCAUCUAGUUUCGGUAUUACCAUAACCGCAGAUGAUACUGGGUCUUCCACUCUUGAGAUAGCUUGUGCCAAAUUAACAGAUGCAUCUUGGUACCAGUGUACAGCUCAAAAUGUAGCUGGUUCAACUGCUACCCGGGCUAGACUUUUCGUCAACACACCAAAAGCUGCUGUAGUCAAACCAAGACGCUUGAAUUUACCUCGACCGACACGAGUUAUUGAACCAGAACCUACAUCUGGACCUGAAGUCAUUUAUCUGAAGCACAUCGAGCGAGCCAAGCCUAGUUUGCCUCCAAUUGAAAAUGAUAAAAUUUAUCAUCCUCCACGAUUUAUUGUACCGCUUAUCGACGUUCAUCAAAUUGAAGGUGGACGUAUACAUUUAGAAGCGAAAAUUGAACCAUUAGGAGAUCCAACUCUGAGAGUCGAAUGGUCCGUAAACGGAAAAGCUUUAGAAGCAAGUGCUCGAGUGACUUGUCUUUUCCGAUUUGGCUAUAUAUCAUUGGAUUUACUCAACGUAGUGCUUCAGGAUAAUGGAAAGUACGUUUGUCGUUUGACGAGUUCUACAGGAGUAGCUGAAUCACAUAGCAAUGUUUCUAUAACUUCACCAUCAAUAAAUGAGAAAUGCAGUUCAAAUUCAAAUAGCCGGCAAUACAUUCAGCAACUGGAAGACUCCUCUGAAUACCAAAAACAGGAGAGUAUAAACGAAUUCUCUUCACAAAGCCCCGUAUUUAUCCGGAAACUACAGGAACUCAGCGGAGUUGAAGAAGGAAAAAAUGCACACUUUGAAGGACAGCUGAUUCCAGUGAGCGAUCCUACUAUGAAAGUAGAGUGGUACAAAGAUGGCAAUCCGAUAAUAGCUAGCUCUAGAAUAUCGACUAUUUUCAAUUUUGGAUACAUCUCACUGAAUAUUAUGCACCUUAGAGCAGAAGAUAUGGGUACAUACACAGCACGAGCAAUAAAUCACUUAGGUGAAGCGACUAGCACAGCUUCACUUAGCGUUAGUGUACGUUCUUGUGUAACAAAUGAUCUUGAAAUUGCUGAGCAGCAGAAAUUCAUUGACUCUGCUGUAGAGCUCAAAUCUCAUCAACGAUCGAUACAACCACGAGACUUCAAUACACAGAAUGAAGAACUAGUACCACCAAAGUUUAAAUCCAUAAUUUUAGAUCAGACUAAUAUUCGUGAAGGUGGCUUUGCUCAUUUUGAAGCGCGGUUAGAACCCAUAGGAGAUGCAAAUCUCUAUGUUGAAUGGUUGAAAAACAAUGUCCCUAUUGAAGCUAGUUCAAGAAUCACUACGUUUUUUAAUUUUGGCUAUGUUGCUCUAACUCUGAAGUACGUAACUGUUCACGACGUGGGUAUAUACACAUGUCGCGCAUACAAUAAAGUUGGAGAGGAUCGAACGACUGCUCAAUUGACCGUGAUAAGCAACGAUUGUAUAAUCUAUGACAGCCAACAUCCGUCAGGGUUACAAAAGAUGCAACAUUUAGAAGAUUCCUCUCAAUUUUCCCGCCAAGUAAAAGAAGAAUGUCAAAUUACACAGAAACCACGUUUCUUGGGACAUUUGAAGGGUACAAAUAAAAUCAUUGAGGGACAAAGAGCUCACUUUGAAGUGCGCGUUGAACCUCAGAGUGAUUUAGGUAUGAAAGUUGAAUGGUAUCAUGAUGGAAAUCCUAUCACUGCUGCUAAUAGAAUACAGACUUAUUACGAUUUUGGUUACGCUGCCAUCGAUAUUCUUCAAGUGCAACUUAGAGAUGCAGGAACUUAUUCAAUCGUUGCAAAGAAUACUUUUGGCGAAGCAAAGAUUUCAGCCACCAUGUCAGUUGAAGCUCACUUAGAAAUCGAUACAACUAGUCGGAGCAUUGUUUCUUAUGAAAAAACAAUGAACGUUGACAAAAAUAAACGUGCUAAGUCAGAACUUAGUGAUGACACAUCAAAAUCUAAGCCUAGGUUUACGCAGACUCUAAAAGAUUCAGGUUCUGUAUCUGAGGGUAAAAAUAUUCAUUUUGAAUGUCGAUUGGAACCUAUGGGUGACCCGUCGAUGAGAGUGGAAUGGUUUCAAAAUGACCAACCUGUAACCAUUGGAUCUCGAUUUAAAACUUAUUACGAUUUUGGUUACGUGGCGUUGGACAUCAUUCAUGCGACUUGUGCUGAUUCUGGAGAAUAUACUGUAAGAGCAACAAAUCAACUUGGGACAGCUCAAUCGUCUGCGCAUGUUCAAGUUACAGGCAAGUCAGGUGUCAUCACGAAUACUGGAAAUGAAUAUUCACUAGAACAAAUUAGGUUGUUAGAAAAUUCUUCGAAACAUAAAAAAAAUAAUCAAGAUGAAAUAAUGGUCAUGCAGGUUCCUCAAUUUACUCGACCUCUCAAUAACGUUGAGAUCAUUGAACUGACUAAUGUUCAUCUUGAAUGCAGACUUCAGCCAGUACAAGAUACAACAAUGAAAGUUGAAUGGUUCGUUAACGGCCAUCCCGUUACGAUAGGCCAUCGUUUCAGGCCUUCUCAUGAGUUUGAUUAUAUUGCAUUAGAUAUUCUCGGAGUUCAUCCAAAUGACUCAGGUGUUUACACAUGUCAAGCAAAAAAUCAAAUAGGCGAAGCAGUUACUUCAUGUUCUGUAAGAGUCCAUGCUAAAAAAGAUCUAUUGUUAGACACUCAGCACUCGGAAGGAUUAGAAAAAAUACAGUAUCUUGAGGAUCUUUCUAAGUAUAAGCGUCAUGAAAUGGUUGAAGAAAUUGUUAACAUCAAGCCUAAAUUUAUCACGACACCAAAAAAUCAAGAGAAUCUUGAGGAAGGACAGCACGCCCACUUUGAAUGCAAACUUGAGCCAGUUACUGAUUCAAAUUUAAAGGUCGAAUGGUUUAGGAACAGACACCCAAUUACAAUUGGACAUCGAUUUCGACCAAUUCAUGACUUCGGAUAUGUAGCUCUCGAUGUAAUUGAUCUCAUCGCUGAAGAUUCUGGCAUGUAUACAUGUAAAGCAAUCAACCUUGUCGGUAGCGAUGAAGUAAAUUGUCAUUUGAGUUGUCGCUCAACUGCUCAAAUUCUGACCGAUACACAAAAUGAAACAUGCCUUAAGCAAAUGAACUAUUUAGAAGAUCGUUCAAAAUAUUUUUUGUCACGAAAUGAAGAAGAAAUAACGACUCAGUCACCAAUAUUCACAACUUCUCUCAAAAGCAUAGAAAUAAAAGAAGGCCAGCGUGCUCAUUUCGAAUGUCGGUUGAUACCAGUUUCAGAUAUGAGCAUGAAGGUAGAAUGGUUCCACGAUAAUAAACCCGUUAAAGUUGGAUCUCGUUUUGUGGAAACAAAUAAUUUUGGAUUCGUUACCUUGGACAUAAUGUACGCUCAUCCAGAGGAUUCAGGAACGUAUAUUUGUCGUGCUAAAAAUUUAAUCGGUGAAGCUAUAACAUCGGCGACUGCGGUAGUACAUUCGAAAAAAUCUAUCUCCAUCGAAUCUCAACGUGAAAAAGUUCUCUACCAGCUUCAAUAUCUUGAAGAAUCAAGUCGACAUAAAAAUUACCAACAACAAGAAGAAUCGGUUAGUCAAUCUCCGAUUUUCACUAUGCCUAUCAAAGAUCUUAGAGUUGCAGAAAAUCAAGCAGCACAUUUUGAAGCUAGAGUUAUACCCGUUGGUGAUGUCAAUCUAAAAGUGGAAUGGAUUCGUAAUGGUAUCCCAAUUGAAGCAUCCAAUCGCAUCACUACAAUGCAUGACUUCGGUUAUGUUGCUUUGAACAUGAAGUACGUGAACCCUGAAGAUUCUGGAACAUAUAUCUGUAGAGCUAGAAAUGAUCUCGGUGAAGCUGUUACUUCAGCUACUUUAUUUGUUCAGUCAAAAGCUGCUCUUCAGUUAGAAACACAUCAUGAAACAGCUCUACCUAAGAUCAAAGCUCUUGAACAGGUGACAACAGACAAAAGCCGUCAAGAAGAAGAUAUCAGCGUAAAAGAACAGCCGCGGUUUACAGUCAGAUUGAAUGGCCCAACUAAACUUGCUGAAGGCCAAAGUGCUCAUUAUGAGUGCCGCCUUGAGCCUUAUCCAGAUGCUACCAUGAAAGUUGAGUGGUUUUACAACAGUAAACCACUAUCAGCUGGACAUAGAUAUCGAACAAUAUAUGACUUUGGAUUUGCUUCUCUUGAUAUUUUGACUGUGUAUGCUGAAGACUCUGGAAUUUACACUUGCAUCGCUACGAAUAAGCUAGGCACUUCCCAGAGCUCGAUAGAGUUGUCAGUUAUAUCACGUGCUUCCAUUAUUCAUGACACUCACCAUGAAGGCGCUUUGAAAAAAAUAAAAUAUCUUGAAAAUGAUGAAAGAACAAAAUCCAGUAAUCAUGAAGACACAGUAACUGUUGGAAAACCCAAGUUUGGCCGUCCACUGAAAAACAUUGAACAUCUUCCAGAAGGAAAAAGUGCUCAUUUGGAAGCAACUCUCAUUCCGGUAAAUGAUCCAACUAUGGUUGUUGAAUGGUUCAAAAACGGAAAACCUAUUCCUCAAGGACACAAGUUUAAAACCACAUACGACUUCGGCUAUGUGGCUCUAGAUAUUUUAUAUGCUUACUCCGAAGAUUCUGGAACUUACAUGUGUAAAGCAAGAAAUAUAGUUGGCGAAGCUGUUACAACUUGUAUUAUUGGCGUUGACUCCCGAGAAGGAUUGUGUAUGGAUACUUUAGACGCUCAGCGUUUGGCAAAAAUUCGAGAAUUGGAGAUGGCAGAGAUUAAAACUGUUCCUGAAAAAGAACUUUUCCAUCAAAAACCAGUUUUUCUAUCAGCAUUCUGUAAUCUAGAUCAUAUAAAAGAAGGUGAUCGAGCUCAUUUAGAGUGCAGAAUUGAGCCCAUAAAUGAUCCUCAUCUGAAAAUCGAGUGGUUUGUUAAUGGAGUGCCACUCAAAGCUGGACAUCGUUUCCGCACUACUCACGACUUUGGUUAUAUUGCUCUUGAUAUUCUUUACGCUUAUUCGGAAGACUCUGGUACCUACAUGUGUAAAGCUACAAAUCUUACUGGUGAAGCUGUGAACACGUGCACGAUUCGGAUUGGCACUCGGCGGAGUAUUCUUUUUGAUACUCAGCAUCCAGAUGGUUUUGAAAAAAUUCGAGAGCUGGAAGCUCAAGGUCACCCUGUUCGACUUGAAGUUGAAGAGCCACUUGCUAGCCCUCCACAAUUUGUUACUGAACUUCAUGGCACAACUGAAAUUUUUGAAGGGCAAUCUGCACAUUUCGAAUGUCAGAUUUCACCGUUACACGACGCUAAUCUUCGAGUCGAAUUUUUCCACAAUGGGAAGUCGAUUCCAUCUGCUUCACGUUUUCACGUGACUUUCGACUUUGGCUACGCUGCUCUUGAUAUCUCUCAUGCUGUGCCAGAAGAUGGCGGUGAAUAUACUGUACAGGCUAUGAACUCCCUCGGAAUGUGUUCAUCUUCAAGAAACUUAAAAAUCAUUUCGAGAGAAAAUGUCAUCACAGAUUCACAGCGACCAGAAGGCCUGAUUAAAAUUCAAGAACUAGAACUUCAACAACUACAAAAAAAACAUGAUGUUAUUGAAACACAAACGUGUCAACGUCCUGUUUUUACACAGCCCUUGAAAAAUAUCGAGGAAGUCGUAGAAGGAACUACAGCUUUCUUUGAAUGUCGUCUAAUUCCAGUAGGAGAUCCAACUCUCCAAGUAGAAUGGUGUAAAAACUCAAAGUUGCUUGAAGAUAGUUCUCGAAUUACAAAAAUUCACGACUUUGGCUACGUGUCGUUGGAAAUUAGUCACAUUCGUGAACAAGAUGAAGGAAUAUAUAUGUGCAAAGCUGUAAAUUCACUUGGUGAAGCUGUUUCUAUUGCAUCGAUGAAAAUUCGUAGUAAACCGUCAAUUGAGCUUGCUUCACUUCACCCAGAGGCACAGAAAAAAAUUGCAGUAUUUGAAACUAGUAAAAUAAAUAGCCUAGAAUUGACUAACGUCACAUUUGAGAAACCGAUUUUUACACAACUAUUAACUGGUCCUAAUGAACUAUGGGAAAGCCAAACAGCUCGUUUUGAAUGUAGAGUUGUCCCAGUUGGAGAUGCCAGUCUCAAAUUUUUGUGGUUUGUUAAUGGGAUUGAACUCAAAAUUGGGUCUCGUAUUCAUGAGAAUCAUGAGUUUGGUUUUGUAGCACUAGAAAUACGAAACGUCAUCCCUGAAGAUUCAGGAGUUUACUCUUGUCAAGCGAUUAACAAUGCGGGAGAUUCAAUUUCUUCGAUUUCUCUUAAGGUGAAGGCCCGCUCUGCAAUCGACACUGAGUCAGUCCAGCCAUUUGCUUGGCAAAAGAUCCAGUUGAAAGAAGCUGAAAUAAAUAAAGUGCCUGAAAUGUUUGUUGAUAUGGCCCCUCAACAAGCUCCAGUAUUUACCAGUCAUUUGAAUAACUUUGACACGCUAUGUGAUGGACAACAUGUAUAUAUUGAAGCUCAGGUUGAGCCUCGUGCAGAUCCUCAUCUUCGAACUGAAUGGUUUAAAAAUGGUGUCCCACUCCAAACUGGGACUCGACUUCGUAGCACAUUUGAUUUUGGUUUAGUUACACUUUCUAUCAAUAAUCUGAGGACUGAUGACUCCGCCAUUUACACAUGCAAGGCCACUAACCAUUUUGGUGAAGCUGUAUCAACUUGUAGUAUAAAAGUCAACGAACGACCUUCUCUAAUCACUGAAACCUUUCAUCCAGACGCUAUAUCAAAAUUAAAUGCACUUGAACAGUCUCAACAUGAUAGUUUAGAAUGUCCAGAGCCAGAAUAUGAUCAACCAAUUUUCAUCAAUCAUUUAAAUAACGUCGUUUCGACUGAAGGCGAGAACGUUCACUUUGAAUGUCAAGUUGAGCCAUCAAAAGAUCCCACGAUGAAAAUUGAAUGGUUUAUAAACGGAAAAAUGAUUCCAAUUGGAGCAAGAUUUAAGUCCACCUACGAUUUUGGUCAGAUAACACUUGAUAUAAAUCAUACAGGUGAAGAAGACUCUGGAGUCGUCACUGUGAAAGCAACAAAUUCGAAAGGUUCAGCUCAAACAACUGGAACAUUGAAAUGCCUAAGUAAAGAGAACAUUUGUCUGCAAAUACAACAUCCGCAAGGAUCAUCUGGUUAUGAAGAAAUCCAUAAAGUUGAUGAGGCUUCGAAAUCUAAAUAUAAAAAACUUGACGCUUAUACCGAAGAGAAAUAUAGCAAACCUGUUUGGGAACUACCACUAAAGCCAGAAUUCAAGCUUUGUGAAGGAGAACCUCUUCACUUGGAAGGAAAAGUCAUUCCGAAGGAAGAUCCAAAUUUGCGAAUUGAAUGGUAUUUUAAUGGAAAAAUUUUAGAACACGGAUCUCGAUUGAAAAUGUCCCAUGAAUUUGGCUUCGCAACACUCGAUCUUAUAAAUGCUUAUGAUCGGGACUCAGGAAUUUACACAUGUAAGGCAUAUAAUUCAGUUGGUGAUGCCUUCACAUCAGCUACUGUUUAUUGUUCAGUGAAAGAAAAUAUCAUUGAAAGCUUACAGCACCCUAAAGGUAAAAAGGGUCUUGAAGCAAUACAAAACCUAGAAGAAACUCUCAAAGAAAACAUUGAAGAAUUAGACGAUAGUGUGGAAGGACAUCCACCAAUCUUCACUUCUCAAUUUGAAAACUUGACUAAUCUUUUUGAAGGAGAAAUUGCACACUUUGAAGCAUCUUUAACACCUACUGGUGAUCAGACAAUGAAAGUCGAAUGGUUCUACAAUGGAAAGCCUUUAGAGGCCAGUUAUCGGAGUAGAACAGUUUACGCUUUUGGCAUGGUUGUUCUGGAAGUUUUAGGAACAAAAGUUACAGAUUCUGGAGCGUAUACAUGUCGAGCGUCGAAUCGGUGGGGCCAAGCUGAAAUUUCAGUAAUUCUUACAUGUUUAGAUAAAUGUAGAGGUCAAAAGCCGAAGUUUACUACUGAAAUACAGCCUAUAGAAGCACUUGAAGAUGGACAGUCGGUUCAUUUUGAAUGUACAUUGAUCCCUGCCGAUGACCCCGACAUGAAAGUUGAGUGGUUUCAUAAUGGUCAACCAUUGAGGCAUUCUUCUCGUUUUAAAAUGGUCUCAGAUUUCGGAUUCGUUGUUAUCGAUAUUGCUGGAGUGAUGUCUCAUGAUAGUGGUGAAUAUAUCUGCAAAGCAAGCAAUAAAUUCGGUGAAGAUAGUACGAAAGUAACAAUAAAAUGUAUCGGGAAAAGUAAUGUUCAUAUAGAUUCUCUUCAGCCAGGUUCAUUAAAAAAAAUACAAGAACUAGAGUCAAAUGAAAAUAAUUUAAAAGCUACUUCAAAUAUUUCAGCGAUAGAACCACCAAAAUUCAUUAGUCAUAUUGUAGAUAUAACGAAGUUGAAUGAAGGUCAAUCAGCUCAUUUUGAAGCUCGACUUACUCCGAUUGAUGAUCCUCACUUAAAAGUCGAUUGGUACUAUAAUGGUUUAAAACUUCCUCAUGGUCAUCGAUAUAGAACUUUCCAUGACUUUGGUAUCGUUAUCUUGGAUAUUUUAUACUGCUAUGAAGAAAAUUCUGGGGUUUACGAGUGUCGCGCUGUUAAUAAAUAUGGAGAAGAUUCGACAGUAGCUACGCUUACGUGUCUUUCAAAAUCAAACUUAAUUCUUUACCCUCAAUUACCUAAAGGCAUGGAAAAGGGCCUUGAAAAAAUACAAAACCUAGAAGAUUCAACAGUAAAAUCAAAAAAUGAAAAAAUUGAUUAUAUUUCUAAACAAGCUCCUAUGUUUACGGUACCAUUAUGCAACAUACAUGGACUUAGAGAAGGAGAAAGCGCUCAUUUUGAAGGAAGAUUAACUCCAACCGAUGACCAAAAACUGAAAGUUGAAUGGUUCUGGAAUGGGAAACCUCUUAAAACUGGAUCUCGGUUCCGAACAUUUUGUGAUUUCGGAUUCGUUAUUCUCGAGAUAUCUCCAAUUUAUCCAGAGGACUCUGGAGAAUAUAGUUGUCGUGCUACUAAUGAUAAUGGCGAUGCAGUCACAUCGUGUGUGAUGCACUGUACAGGAAAACGAAGUAUCAUUCUAGAAUCUCAACUUCCAGGAGGAAUGGAAGGAACUAUUCAGAAAAUAGCGGAGAUAGAAGGAUUUGGAGUUGAACAAGGGGAACCUGUGAUCGAUGACGACACUGGAAGACCACCUGAAUUCGUUACACAUCUUUCAGAUUUUACUUUGAGUGAAAAUUCGCUUGCGCAUUUCGAAUGCAGACUUCUACCUGUUAAUGAUUCUAGUAUGAGAGUUGAAUGGUAUCAUAAUGGGAAACCGCUUAAUGCAGGUUCACGAAUCAAAACCAUUCAUGAUUUUGGAUUUGUGAUUCUUGAAAUCGCAAAUUGUUAUCAAAGAGAUUCUGGUAUGUACAAAUGUAAAGCUACGAAUCGUCAUGGAGAAGCAAUUGUCACAUGUAAAUUACAAAUUCGAGGACGCCAAGGAAUUAUACUAGAACCUCAGUUGCCAAACAAUUUCAAAUCAGGAACAGAAAGUAUUCAAAAACUCGAAGAAUCACUUUACAAAAAAGAUGAAAUUGUUAUUGCAGAAGAGUCACCAAUCCCUCCUCAGUUCACACUAGAACUUAAAGAUAUAGAAGUUGAAGAGUCGGAACCUAGUCAUUUUGACUGCCGAGUUGAACCAUUAGGUGACCCAACCAUGCGAAUCGAUUGGUUUCAUAAUGGCAAACCCUUUAAAACAGGUUCUCGGGUUCAUAUGAUUCAUGACUUCGGUUUUAUUUCGUUAGACUUAUCUUAUACUUACGCUAGAGACAGUGGUGAAUAUAUAUGUCGAGCAACUAACAAAUGGGGAUCUGUCAUCACGAGAGCGAGUAUGUUUUGCAAAUCUAAAAACAACAUUGAUUUUGAUUCUCAACUCCCAUCAGGAAUGAGUGGAGAACAAUUACAAAAACUUGAAAUUGGACACAUUAAUGAACCACUCCCAGAAGUAGAGCCCUUGAAAAUUCCACCGAAGUUUAUCACUCAGAUUCAGUCAAUUACUGUCGAGGAGUCAGAAUCAGUUCGUUUUGAAUGUCGCAUCAUGCCGAAAGACGAUCCAACUCUUAGAAUUGAAUGGUAUAGGAACGGAAAAAUUAUUCCAUGUGGCCAUCGAUAUCAAAGUAUUUACGAUCUCGGGUUUGUUUCUAUGGUUAUAUUAUAUGUGUAUCCGGAAGAUUCAGGGGAAUAUGUUUGUAGGGCAAUUAAUGAUUGGGGUGAAGAUAUUACGAAAGCUUCUGUAACUUGUAAAACAUCGCCAAGCAUAAUCUUACAGAAUCAAGUUCCAAAAGGUAUGAAGAAAUCUGAAGCACUCAUGCAAAUGGAGGCAACAAUUAAAAAGUAUACGUCCAAGGUUUAUUUAACAGCAGAUGAUUUUUACGAUAUAGAAAAACAACAACCACCUCGUUUUGUAACGAACAUUGAAAAUCGGAUUGGAUUAGAGGAAAUGAACAGUACAAAGUUUGAAUGUCAAUUAGCUCCUGUUGGCGAUCCUAAUAUGAAAUUAGAGUGGUUCUUUAAUGGUAAGCCAUUGCCAUAUAAGAAUCGCUUCGCUCCAAUUUAUGAUUUUGGGUACGUUGCAAUGAACUUCAGUUGGAUUUAUCCUGAAGAUUCAGGAGAGUAUUUGUGUAGAGCUAGCAAUCUUUAUGGUUCAGAUCAGACAAAAGCCUUUAUUGAAACUUCUGGAAAACCUGGAAUUAUCUAUGAAUCACAGUUACCGAAAGGUAUGAAGAGUAUUGAGAAAAUUCGAGAAAUGGAAGCAGCAUGGCAAAUUACACCGGAAGAAGAAGAUGAGAAAGAUAAAAUCCGUACUGCUCCAGUAUUUGUCAGUAAACCUGAGGCUAUUGAAGUUGAAGAAGGUGAUAGUUCUAGAUUUUGUUGUCGUGUCACAGGAUAUCCCAAACCACGAGUAAUAUGGUUGAUAAACGGUCGUACGGUUAUAAAUGGGUCACGAUAUAAAUUGACAUAUGAUGGCAUGUACCAUUUAGACAUCCCAAAGACUCGUCAAUACGACCAAAACAUCGUAGAAGUAGUUGCCAAAAACUCAGUCGGAGAAGCUCGAUGUGAAACUACACUUACUGUGAAACCUAACAGUAACGAUUAUCGUGGAGUAUUGAAAAGUUCUCCUCGCCCAUGGUAUAAUAUUGGACUUGACCAAUAUCAAACUGAACGAAACGAGAAUGAAUUGGAGCGUGUAUUUGAUGAACGUACACAAGCAGUUAUGCAGGGUGGUGGCACUAGCUUCACGACCGGACAAAUUGGACAAAAAGUUUUUAAAAGGCCAGAAACUGAAUGGCAAAAAUCAGUGAAGUCAAAAAAAAAUGAAAAUUAUUACAAUAAAUUAGGGGAUGUUGAAGAAGAGCAAAUUCUAAAAGAAAGUAAAUUAAGGCAGGCUAGUCAUCAGCUUUCUCUCCUCCAAGAUGAAACAGAGAGUAGGUCAUUAGUAAAACAUUCAGUAAAGAAGUAUGAUGAAAGUUUGGAAAAUUCUAGCAGUGAGGUCCUUCAACCGAUGAAGACAACCCCAAAGAAACCAUUUGUAACGGAAGUCAGUAUAGACUCUAAAAAAAUUGCUGAUAAACUUUUACAUCAAGAUAAUCUCGCUGAAUCUGGAGUUCAUGGUCGGGAAGUUCAUGUAUUGAAAAAACAACAGACGCAAAAACAAACUGAAGGUGAUAGGGAGAUCACAAGAUUUGUAACUGAAAUUGAAACUACUGAUGUUGAACACAGCGCGAAAAUCCAUGAACGAGUUGUUCAAGGAGAAGUGAAACCAGCUGUCCCCCCUAUUUUUACGAAAAAAAUUCAACCUUGCAGGGCAUUUGAGCAAGAGCAAGCGAAAUUCGAAGUUGAAUUUGAUGGAGACCCAUUACCUAGUAUAAAGUGGUUCAGGGAAAAUUUUUUAAUUCAGAAUUCAUCAGAUAUGCAAAUUCAUACUUUUAGUACAAAAUCCGUGCUAAUUAUACGUCAAGUUUUCAUAGAAGAUUCUGCUGUAUUUUCUGUCUUUGCUGAAAAUCGUGGAGGGACAGCAAAAUGCAGUGCAAACCUAGUCGUUGAAGAGCGCCGAAGACAGCCAGGUAGAAAUGGCAUUGUUCCUCCCAAUUUUAUCACUACGAUACAAAAUACUACAGCUAAAAUUGGUCAAUUAAUACGAUUUGAUGCGAAAAUUUCGGGUACCAAGCCUAUCGAUGUCUAUUGGCUGAAAAAUGGUAAAAAAAUAUCACCUGAUGUUCGAUAUAAAAUGUUAGAAGAAGAUAAUAUUCACACCCUUUUGGUUCUUGAAACUGUAUCGGAUGAUACUUCUGAGUUGGAGUGUGUUGCAUUGAAUACUGCUGGGGAAGCACGUUGCAAAGCUAAAUGUAUAAUUCAAGAACCCCACUCGGAAACUACUCAUACACCUGAUCAAUUAUUGGCUAGCGUGCAAGAAGACUCGAAGAUCCUUGAACCGCUCCAAGACCAAACUAUAAAAGAAGGAAACUUCGUAGAGUUUUCGUGCAGAAUAUCUUGUAAACCUUUGUCUACUGUACAAUGGAAAAAAAAUGACAAGGUGAUAAAACCAUCUAAGUACUUUCAAAUGAAGAAACUUGGUGAUCGCUGCACUCUUAGGAUUACUGAAGCAUUCCCAGAAGACGAAGGAGUUUACAAAUGUAUCGUGAACAAUCCGGCAGGGGAUGUCAUUACAACAGCGAGCCUCACAGUACUUGCACCAGAAAGUACAGACAUUUCGCUGAAGAUGACUGCUCUCCAAGAUCAAAUUGUUGAAGAAGGCCAGUCAGCUCAGUUCAAUACCUGCAUAAGCCCAUCCAAAUCAAAGCCUACAGUGCAGUGGUAUCGAGAUGGAACAUUAAUUCCUCAGUCUGCUGACUUUCAGAUGAUUCUUGAAGGAAAUAAAGCAGUUCUUUUAAUCGCUACAACUUACGAAGAAGACUCAGGAACAUUCGCUUGCCGUGCAACGUCAUUGGCUGGAACUGUCGAAACCUCAGCCAAGCUUGUCGUUAAAAGUAAGAAAUGAUCGAAACCCAAUUAAUCGCUAACAUCCUAUGUUGUUGUUCAUAAAAAGCAAUUAAAAGCAGAUAUUUAAUUAACAUGUGAUAAAUAUAAUUCAUGAAAGUAAAUUCUUAAUUUAAAUUCUACGUAAAAAAUAAAAAAAAUUAUUGUUUGAAGUUGAAUAUAAUUAAAAACAUCCAAAGUUCAACGUUGCUCUGGUCUACUUGCUACAGAUUUAAUGUUGGAUGUUUCAUUCAAAGCUUUUACUAUAUGUGGUACUGGUGAAAUUUAUCACACUAAAUGACUUUGAAUGACUCAUAAAUCCCAAUAUGUAAGGUUUCAAAUUAAUAGGUUAUUAUACGAAGUUUUUAUAAAGAAUGUGAAAAACUAUGUAUGUACACGUAAAAUUUCAAAUUUCAAUUUUAUCUUUGCUUCUAAAACUUAGAAUAUUAUAAUAGUGUGCUUUUUCAAAAAAAUUCUGAAAAAUAAACAAAUCGAUGUCACAUGUUUGUUAAUUUUUCAUAAGAAAAACAAUAUGUUCUCUUCAACUUAAAGAUAAAUGGGAUGUUAGUAUGGAUAUUUAUAUAGAUGUCAAUAUUAAUGUUAUUUUGAAUUAACUUUAAACAUAUAAUAUAAUUUUAUAAAACUAAAAUUUAUUGGCAGUCAUCGUAUAUAUAAUCAUAAUAUUUAAAAAUCAAAUAAAGAUAUUCUGUUGAUAUAGAUGUUAGUUCCAUUAUAUUUUCCAAUAUGUAUACGACACAACUAUUUGAAUGAUGAAUGUUUUUUUCCACACCGAACAUAUAUUUAUUUUAGUGUCUUGCGGUAAACAUAAGGUGCAUAUUUUAGAACUGAAAUUUUUCAAAUUAUCAUUCUAAAUAGUAAACAAAAUGAUCAUUGACUGUAUAAAUAAUAAUUUUCAAAUAAAAUGAUAUUUCGUCAAGAUGAAAUUCUUUCAAAAAUAAACAGUAAAAA
Messenger RNA from Aphidius gifuensis, 15685 nucleotides. Its product is annotated as titin. The record is from RefSeq and is a predicted model, not a curated record. Lineage: Eukaryota; Metazoa; Arthropoda; Insecta; Hymenoptera; Braconidae. The coding region runs from base 255 to 14738 and encodes 4827 amino acids. The transcript is spliced from 27 exons.